Periophthalmus magnuspinnatus is the source of this 584-nucleotide messenger RNA. RefSeq names its product antifreeze protein type IV (gene afp4). The record is from RefSeq and is a predicted model, not a curated record. The transcript is spliced from 4 exons. The coding region runs from base 69 to 458 and encodes 129 amino acids. Lineage: Eukaryota; Metazoa; Chordata; Actinopteri; Gobiiformes; Gobiidae.
GCUGAAGGGGCAUCAAAAAGGCACCAUCCGGUCUACAUUGCCCUGCUGCACAGGUCCACUCAGUCACCAUGAAGUACGCCAUCAUCGCUGCUCUGUUUGUGUUCGCUCUGGCUCAAGGGAGCCUGGCUCAGGAUUCCUCUCAGGACCUGGCCAGCAUCACACAGUACCUGGAGGAUGCAAAGAACAAGAUGAUUGAGGAGAUGAACAAAGUCUUCCAGCAGAAUGACCUGGCAGCCCAGGCCCAGGCCCAGGCCCAGACUAUGCUGGAGAGCUCAAGAGCCCAGCUGGAAGCCAUAGCCCCUCAGGUGGAGCAGCAACUGAAGACUGUCCUGUCCACUAUGGAGGAGACAGUGAAACCCCUGCAGGAGCAGAUGCAGCCCCUCCUGGAAAACUUCCAGAGAGAGAUGGAGGCCUUAGCACAGAAGCUGACAGAGAAGGCCAAGGCUAUUGCUAACUAAGCCAUGGACCAGUGUGCUAGCGUCCACUGUGCUGUGCUUCACUGCUGUUUAACAUGAACCAUCUGUGAAUAAGCAAAAUAAAACUUGGAAGCACAAACGUGUUGAUCAUUUCCAUUCAUUCCUAUC